AUGGCCAAGAAAGCGAAAUCCCGCGUCGUCUCGGUGCGGCUCCUCUCGAUGGCCAUGACGGGCUUCUUCUACCAGUUCACGCGCCCGCGCACGUCGCCGCCCAUGAGCAUGCUCAAGUACGACCCGAUAGGUACGCCACCAGCCAGUCGAUCUCCUUGAUGAUCCUCCAAUCUGGACGCCGCGACCGUGCCCUCCCGCCAACCCAAGUCGCGCCCAACUGAAGACGGCAGGCAGGCCGGCGCAUUCCCACCCCUCGGCCGCCCACGUCCCAUUCGAGCCCGAGGCCGGCCUGUCGCGGCGCACAAAAACCGCGCGAUGACUGGGAAUCCCUUCCGCGACUGCAAUGGUGCACGGGACUGGGGGUCCAGACUAUCCAAUUGCACGCACUGCUGCCCCGGACCGAUUUUGCUGACAUUGGAUCCAACAGUGCGACGAAAGGUCCUCUUCCU
Molecule: messenger RNA, 449 nt
Organism: Diaporthe batatas
Lineage: Eukaryota; Fungi; Ascomycota; Sordariomycetes; Diaporthales; Diaporthaceae
Exons: 2
Coding region: 1-159 (52 amino acids)
Biological process (GO): translation
Cellular component (GO): mitochondrion
Source: RefSeq, a predicted model, not a curated record